UGGCCGAUAUCGCCGUUUGGGAAAAUCGAUGACUCCCUCGCGCGUGUCUUCCACUAACAUGUUCCUGCCUUCGCUUUUCGACAGCCUUGCAAGUUCCCAGGAGAUCAUCCUGCCUGCAGUUCGAGGCUGCCCCAGAGAUAUUAGACCAGCCACCUAUCCAAAAUGUCGGGGGCCCAUAUCGAGCGCUUCGUGGACCCUGUCGACGGCAAGGACACGGUCAAAACCAAUACACACUGGUACUUGGAGCUCAACCCUGUGUAUAUUGACCUUGUGGGUGAUUUUGCUGGUACCGAACUGUUUGUUGUCGACGGCGAGGCUCUCCUGGCUUUGGUUUACGAGGACCUUGCUGGUGUAGAUUGUCCCGCUUUUCUGCAUGCUCUUUAUUGUGCUGAAGAGCGCUUGAAAGCGCUGAUAGACGUGAAAGCCAAUUUUGAGCUGGCUUUCUUCGAUGACCGGAGAAAUCUCAGUGCGAACGCCCCUGAAGGAGCAUAUAGCAAAGAAGCCCACUGGCGCCGUCUCUUCCGAUCAGCAUUGGUUGCUCAUCUUCGAAACAAUACGGGUCUACGAGUGAACCUGUUCGCAAGUGUAUGCACCGAGGAUUGGGUAUCUUAUGUCGCGGAAAAGAAGCCGUACUUUAUCUUCACCAACGACGGAGGCUCCGCAGAGGAUGAAAGCACGGAUCAAGUCUCUAUAAGGGAACGGAAACUUGGCAAAAGUGGCCAAACCCUCUGGUUAGAGUCAAUGUACCUUUUCCUGCAACAAGGGCUGUCCGUUGCGCUACUGGCUCGAGAUUCGUUCCAGGGAAACAGGGUCGUUGCAUUUGUGUUUCACACCCAUGCGAGAUUCACCGAUGGCGACCCUUCCGCGCAUCAUCAGCAGUAUAUGUCCAGCGCGGCUUUCCUGAAUGACAAUUCGAUAAAGAGUAUCACAGAUGCUUGUGAUGCCGCCAUUCACCUGGAAGGGUCUCUCCUAGUCGCCACCCUAUCCAAGAUCAUUACUCCGGAUCCGCUCUCUGUCGAUAUGGCCAAGCUUUUUCUUCUGCAUUCCGUCAUAUUGCCACAAAUCCCAUUGGAAUAUCGAGCACUCCAGGACAUAAGGCUCCCGCUUGAUAGCAAAGCGCUCUCCUCGUAUGAGGACUUUGUCCGCUCCUUCUACGCGACCGCGGAGCAAACAACAUUGAAAUUUGGGCAUGACACCGAACCACUCCUAAAUACCGUUGACGAACGAUUCUUCAGAUGCCUGGUUUUCGAAGUCGGACGGCAUCUGAACACCAAUCCCGGCUCAUCGUUGCGUGCGGUGUUGGGGGAUUUAGCAGUCGAGAACGCGAAUCGCAUCAAAACGGCCUGGGAAGCUAUUUUCCCGGGCACUGAGAUUUGGAGCCUCAGCAGCGAAUUCCACGACUCUAUCGACGCGCGUGCAUUUUCCGUUCCGCAGAAAGAUGGGCUAUCGUCCCCACCAACCGAUGAUGAUUACUCGCUUCUACCUUACGACCAACCGUUCCUGAAGUCGUAUCUCCCUACCCUCCCAACUGAAAGCGAAGCCGCCUCCCCUCAACCAAACUUCGAAGACGUUCACAUCCGUCACCACGAAACCACACACUGGCACGUCAAUAAACCUGUAGCAACCACCCACGGGCCCAACCCGGUUCAUUCAGCCCAGAAAGCCGCUGUUCGCGCGCGGAAGGCUGAUCAACGGCAUGCAAAGUUCAUUCAGGACUAUGCGAGUUCGUUGACAGGGGCUACUGGGGGAGUCAUUAAACGGAAGACUAUUGUGUGUAGUGCGUCGGCCCAUGGCAAUAAGAGCGCUACGCCGAGGAAGGCGCUAGAGAGUACGCAUACGAGUAGUCCCAAAACAGCGAAAGCGGGCGGAAAGAAAGGCACUCCCCUCAGCAAGAAAGACGCAAUUAUCGCUGCCAACAACGAGCGCAAAUUGAUCGCGGAACGUGAGCCUGCUCUCAACAAAUGGAAACAAUUGCAACGGAACUCGCAGAAACACGACGAUGUCGAGGCUGCUAUCGCCGAAUUGGACCGAUCGCUGCAGAGUGAUGCUCGGGCUGGACAUGCUGUCAAAUUCAUCACGGACGAGAAAAGGCUGUACAAGGCAAUGCUCCUUUUGCAGAAAUGGGCUAGCCUUUGCGUGGGAGAGGAUGAAGCGGAUGUGAGGCGGCAGAAAGAAGGCGGAAUGGGAUUACUGGUGCAGAUUUUCGAGAUUUGUACGGAGCUUGUGCAUGGGGAUGGAACGAGUGGGGAGGUUGUCGAUGAGGCCCGCGGAGUACUCGACACUAUUGGACUAUCCCCAUCGGCAUCUGGAACAUCUACUGCUGCAUCGACUAAGGAGAAGGGGAAGAGCAAGAAAAGCAAGGCUUCCAAAGAAAACGGUGUUGACUCCACGCCGUCCACACCUUCAAAAGACAAAAAGGACAAGAAGCACAAAAGUGACAAACCAAACGCCGUCUCCUCCGCCGACGUCGACCCAUCCUCGAUCCAUGCUCUCUCCUUUACGUUCAAAUACCCCAAAUUACCGAGGGACAAAACGGCGCUACGAUGUCCGUAUGACGUUAUAACGUUUCAAUUGAAGCAUUUUGGACCGUACAUGGAACGUAAUGUGGAUUCGGCGCCGGAUGUCCGCACGGAUUUUAUGCCAGAUAGGUGGCAGAGGGAUGUUUUGGACUGUAUCGAUAGAGACGAGUCCCUGUUCAUCGUGGCGCCCACGUCAGCGGGAAAAACCUUCAUCGCUUUCUACGCCAUCGAAAAGGUGUUGCGAGAAAGCAACGAAGGCGUGGUGGUCUAUGUCGCCCCUACCAAAGCGCUCGUCAACCAGAUUGCGGCCGAGAUCUCGGCCCGGUUCACAAAAACGUAUCCGCACCCGGGUAUGAGUGUGUGGGCGGUGCAUACGAGGGAUUAUCGGAUACAUAAUCCUUUGAAGUGUCAAGUGUUGAUAACGGUGCCACACAUGCUUCAGAUAUUCUUGAUGCAACCGGACGUGGCAGCACACUGGACACCCCGCCUGAAGCGCAUCAUCUUUGAUGAAAUCCACACCAUCAGCAAUUUGGAAGGCGGUGUGGUCUGGGAACAGAACCUACUUCUGUCGCCGUGCUCCAUCAUUGCGCUCUCGGCUACAGUCGGGAAUCCGGAAGAUUUUGGUAACUGGUUACGCGAAGUCCAAGAUGCGAAAGGCCAUUCGCUCCGGACCAUUCGGCACUCGCACCGAUACUCUGACCUUCGCAAGUUUAUCUACCUCCCGACAUCACCCCAGUCUUUUAACGGACUCAAGGAGCCGUCCCUCGAGGGCGUCACCAACUUCCAGCAUAUUCACCCCGUCGCUGCCCUUUCCCUAGGCGCGUCGACUAUCCCUGAUGAUAUGUAUUUGGAGCCAUUCGAAUGUCUGCAAUUAUACGACUUGAUGAAGAAAGAGGAGCACGACGCCCCUGAACAAGUUCCCGUGGACUUGGACCCACAACGGUACUUUGCACGUUUACCCAAGAUCCGCAAGAUUGACGUCGUGAAUUACCAGACGGAGUUGAAAGCCGUUUUGCAGGCGUGGAUGGGAGUGCCUGGGUCACGGAAGGCCGGCCCGUUCUUCCGAGUUCUGAAACAGUUGACGCGAGAUCUCGACCAGAAACUUCUCGUGCAGGAGUUUGCUGCGGAGCGUAAUGGGGCUCCCACGGCUGGCUUCGAUUAUGCCUUGAAGAACGUGACUGCCCUGUGCGCCGAUCUGCAUCGAAGUGGCAAGCUGCCUGCGAUCCUUUUCAACUACUCGCGAAAUAACGUGGAAAUGCUCGCGCUCCGGAUUCACUGUGAUCUUGUGGCUGCUGAAACAAAAUUCAAGGAGACGGAUACGAGUUGGAAGCGCAAGGUGGAGGAUUGGAAGAAUUGGAAGGCGCUUGAGGCGGCGAGGCAUGCUGCGGCUGCAAAGACGACCAAAAGCAGCAAGAGCCGCGAUGAUGAUGAUGCUGGCGACGAUGGAGGAGAUGAUAUGGGCGAUCUUUUGGAUUGGCACGCAACAUUUGACCCGGACGCGCCUUUACCGCAAUACAGUUUCGCAGGAAAGAGCUCGGCAUCCGCCAGCGAGAUCGAGAAGGAGAUUGAUCACCUCCGAAAUUGGGUUGGGAUCCCGGAGCAGUUGUGCGACGCCCUUCUUCGGGGUAUCGGCGUCCACCACAGCGGUAUGAACGUCCGCUACCGCCAGUUUGUCGAGCGCCACGCCCGUUCUGGCAACCUUCGCGUGGUUGUCGCUACCGGUACGCUGGCUUUGGGUAUCAAUCUGCCUGCAGCAACAUCCGUCUUUACCGAAGAUAGCGUUUUCCUCACGGCCUUGGAGUACCGUCAAGCUGCGGGACGUGCCGGUCGUCGUGGGUUCGACGUACUCGGAAACGUCGUGUUCUUUGCCAUUCCGAUCGAUAAAGUUUAUCGACUGUUGGCAUCGCGGUUAUCGGAUUUGUCAGGUCAUUUCCCGCUUUCAACGACGCUGGUAUUGCGAUUGCAUCAACUGCUGGUGGAUGGCGAGGCGAAAAACUCAGGAGAGGAGAUGAUGAAAGGCAUGCUCGGUUUGGGACGGUUGUCGGUGGGGAGCCCGGCUGCACGACUAGAGGUCUUGCAUCAUUUGAGGUUUUCUAUUGACUAUUUGAGACGCGUCGGGCUUCUGGAUUCGACUGGGCACCCUGUCAACUUGGCUGGUGUCGCUGCGCACCUGUACUGGACCGAGCCGAUGAACUUCGCAUUCGUCUAUCUCAUGGAUUCUGGAAUUCUCAAAGACAUCGCAUGCGGACCCGAGCCGGAAUUGAACCUCUUGACGUGCCUCGCACAUCUCUUUGCCCGAAGGAAGCGUCCGACAAAGAUUGGCGACUUCAAGGAGGAAAUCAUAAAGAAAUCACCGUCCAAGGUCUUCUUGGAGCCAUUGCCUAGCAGUGCAGUGGACGCUUUGAAGCACCACAACGACCUUCUGUUCCAAGUCUUACGCUCAUACAUCCACACCUUCAUCAAAACGCUUCCUCACGAAGAAACCGCCACCCUUCCCGUCUCAAACCGCACAUUCGCUAAAUCCGCCUCGCAACUUGCCCCGUCCCUUUCGUCCGCCCCACUCGUACAAAGCAUCGCGUCCACACAUAGUCUAGCCUAUCGCGCGCGCUCACCCUUUGUCGCUCUGUCGGGUCUUGGGGACUCAUUCACAACCAUCGAAGAGAUGUGCACCACCCUACGCGCCGGCAUCUCUCUUCAGCACGCCGUCAUCCCAAUGGUCACGGAACUCGUCGAUACAUCCCCGACCGCGCCGAUUUUGGACGCCUAUGCGGUAGAUUUCUACCGUCAUGGACAGUUCAAGGCCCUGAUCGAUGGGAAUGGGAUCAGACGUGGUGAUGUGUGGUUUUUCGUCAAUGACUUCAUGUUGAUUAUCGGAGCGCUGAGGACGGGCUUGGAAGUCCUGCUGAAGGCGUAUGAGAAGAAGGUUACUGGUGAUGUCGGAUCGGAUGGCGCGGUUGAUGACGAGGAUGAGGAUGAGGACGACAUCGAGACGGUCGCAUCGGGUCCACCUACUGCGGCUGGCGCUGUACCGCCGGGCAAGAAAGCUUCGCGACGGCAGUGGAUACCGCCGCAAUCGUUCAAGGUCCGCGAUGACCGCUUGUGGGAUACCUACCUCGUUAUGUGCAACAUUCAGCGCGGGUUCAUCGAGAAGAUGGAGAUUAUGGAUGCGUAGGGUGUCAUACUUUGGGAGAAUGUCCAUGCGGUAUAUCAUCGCAUUGCUUUGGGAGUAGCUGGGUAGUCACAGAUACACUACUCCCUCAACCCUAGGAAGCAGCUUAGCAAGGGAUGUAGCGGGAGGAUUUGAGGUACUGGAUUCGCCACGGCGUAUCUACAAUAUAUAGGAUCGCAUAGCAUCCCGUCGUUUAAACGCCUCUACAUUUGUAACUUUUAUUCAAAAUUUGCACCUCACUUUCGUG
Molecule: messenger RNA, 5935 nt
Organism: Fimicolochytrium jonesii
Lineage: Eukaryota; Fungi; Chytridiomycota; Chytridiomycetes; Spizellomycetales; Powellomycetaceae
Exons: 9
Coding region: 163-5691 (1842 amino acids)
Cellular component (GO): cytoplasm
Molecular function (GO): ATP binding; nucleic acid binding
Source: RefSeq, a predicted model, not a curated record